AUGAUUAUGUUUAAUCCGAAGAUGUCCUUGCUGGAGUCGAUCAGAACGUGUCCUAGAUCGCCAUUUGCUUUCGGUGUUUACACAUCUGGAAUUUCAUUCUAUAUGAUGCGCCAGAUGCUGGUUGUGCCUGAUGUUUUCUCUGAACAUAAGCCAUGCAGUUCAUGUGUAUUGAGCAAAAACGUGGCGAUUGCUCUCAGCACUGGUCUCGUCCUCCCACUCCUGACAACGCCAUAUCUCUGUCAUUACAUUCUGUUACAACGUCAAGAAAUUCGGAAGCUCCCUAGCGUUACAAAUUAUCUUGAUUUUCUCGCACUUAGCUGGGAAGGAAGUAAAGCGGCUAGAUCUCUCUUAAUAAAGCUAAUCCCGUUCCAAGCGCUGGUUGCCGCUGUUUCAACGUAUUCUGUGCUCUGGGGUCGAGACCGGAUAUUUGGCACGUUGGACGCGGACCCAGAUUUCGCCAAGGAACUGCUGCUAAAUGUGCAACUCAAACCUUCCUUGAAGCAACGAAUGUUGGAUUACCUUCAUGGCAUCCCAUUUUUCGAUGAAAUCACUGGUAAGCCUACCCCGGAAUCUGACCGUGUACGGGUCAACUAA
Messenger RNA from Cooperia oncophora, 594 nucleotides. The record is from the annotation of a GenBank genome assembly. Lineage: Eukaryota; Metazoa; Nematoda; Chromadorea; Rhabditida; Trichostrongylidae.